AGUCGCUUAUUUUAUUACUUGGAUUCAAAUAUAUCAACACACACACUCACACCCCAGCUGCAGGAGACACUGGUAACUCCCGCGUGUCUAUGCUGUGAUGAUUUUGAAGACUGGCAACGCAUGUUUGCUAUAUGCGGAUCUGCGAUAAGUCAAUGGGCUCGGAAUAAGACGCAAAUAUGGCGUUUGGGAUGUCUCUGGAGUAUCACGGACGCGAGAGACAGUGAGACUGUAUAUGCGGUCUCUUCCAAAGGCGGCAGGAAAGGAUGCACCAAGGAGUGGCGAAUGGGUUGUCAGUUCCAUGCUGAAAGCCGAAACUUGUAACAAAAUCAGGUGUCUCCAAAUCCGGGCUUGUCGGAGCCGAAAAAGGGGUGCCCACCGAGCCCAAUCGGUACCAUGGGAUGAGCAUAGACGGCAUAUCAUGUUAUGCCUGAAGUUUAACACACUUAACCAACCCCGCUCAUGUGAGCAAAGCUUCACAACAAACUGGCCUCGAACGCUUUGGCUAGCAAUCGAUCAAAAAGGUAUUCAUCUACUGGAACAUCGCUCAAGAAAUGUAUUAUGUACCUACGGAUACGAUUCUAUUAUAUCAUUUUCUCCAAACUUGAAUUCCCUAAUGAUAUUUACUGGAACGGAAAAAAAACAAUCUAAGGUGAUUUUAACCACAUCGCAGGCCUAUCAAAUCACUACACUUAUUCGAGAAUAUUCUGAAGCUGCAAAGGACAUGAAGUAAUUAAAUCAUAUAACCACGAAUGGCACAAAUAUGUAUCUUAUUAUAGUUUAACAUUGUAUUCAAUGACCUAGUAAAUUUAUUCAAAAAAUAAAAAAAUGUUUGUAUCCAUCUCA
This is a messenger RNA of Drosophila simulans, 843 nucleotides long. RefSeq lists its product as uncharacterized. Lineage: Eukaryota; Metazoa; Arthropoda; Insecta; Diptera; Drosophilidae. The transcript is spliced from 3 exons. The record is from RefSeq and is a predicted model, not a curated record. The coding region runs from base 233 to 730 and encodes 165 amino acids.